Messenger RNA from Lolium perenne, 1091 nucleotides. NCBI's taxonomy places the organism in Eukaryota, Viridiplantae, Streptophyta, Magnoliopsida, Poales, Poaceae. The record is from RefSeq and is a predicted model, not a curated record.
ACAACAUCACAACAACCCUGCUACAUGGGCAGGUGGCAUGGGUAAUAGCUGAAGAACAACUGAUGACAUCGCCGACAACUGGAACAGGUGCUGCUCAUAUCAUCAACUCUAGAAUUUUGGUCAAGUAGCUACUGGAAUUAGCAGGAAUGAUCGUAAGUUACGUUGUUACUUCAGCAUGACAUCCCGUGCGGACCAGAAUGAAGAAUGGGCCUCCUACGCCGGACCUGGUGGAUGGGACGAUCCUGACAUGCUUGAAGUUGGGAACGGUGGGAUGACUGAAGCAGAGUACCGCUCGCACUUCAGCGUCUGGGCACUUGCCAAGGCUCCUCUUCUGAUUGGGUGCGAUGUGCGCUCGAUGAGCCAGGCGACAAAGGGCAUAAUCAGCAACUCAGAGGUCAUCGCCGUCAACCAAGGCAAGUAUUAUCUUCCACUUACUUUCCCAAGAUGCCUUCUUCCAAUGGGAUUUCAGUGUACUCCAACAACAUUUUUUUUAAUAACAGACAGCCUAGGUGUCCAGGGAAAGAAGGUGCAAUCUAAUAAUGGUUUGGAGGUAUGGGCCGGUCCGCUCACCGGCAACAGAAAACCCGUGGUUCUAUGGAACAUGCAGGGGUACCAGGAAACCAUCACUGCAUAUUGGUCAAGCGUUGGGCUCCCUGCAUCCGCUGCCGUCACUGUCUACGAUCUAUGGGCGGUAAGCUCGCUUUCUUCAGAGCUCUUUGCCUUUUCUAAUAAUGCACUGCAGGUUCCAGCGUUUAUAAUAACAAUUUCCGUCUUCUCGUGCAACACUCGUCAUCCUCCGCUCAGGGGCAAAUAUCCGCCUCGGUGGUGCCUCAUGACUGCAAGAUGUACAGCCUGACACCAAAGUAAUUAUAUACGGAAGCAUAGACGAAGUCCGUAUUGGGGGUUACAUGCCAAGAUUCAUGAAAAGGGUUUGCAGUGAAGGAUCGGUAGAGCUGAAAUGAAAUUUGAGAGAUGCAAUUUGGUUAUUUGUGUACCGCUAGAAAUAAACUGUAGGUGUAUGUGAUGUGCUACAAAACGUCGGCGCAUUUGUUUCAGAACAAGUUUGCAAGUUGUAGCGAAAGUUUCAGCAA